This is a messenger RNA of Aedes aegypti (yellow fever mosquito), 1539 nucleotides long. Its product is annotated as multiple coagulation factor deficiency protein 2. The coding region runs from base 240 to 950 and encodes 236 amino acids. Gene Ontology annotation, molecular function: calcium ion binding. The transcript has 6 exons. The record is from RefSeq and is a predicted model, not a curated record. NCBI's taxonomy places the organism in Eukaryota, Metazoa, Arthropoda, Insecta, Diptera, Culicidae.
UAAACAUUCGUCGGUCGUUGUCAAAAGUGCCAAAACUUGCACACAGACAGCAUCGCGCACCGAAACAACAUAGCAAAACAUACCUACGUGGAUGAUAUUUCAGCCGAGAGCCAGACGAAGAAGUACACGUUCCAGACAAAUCCUGGAAUUGACGACGCCGUCGGAAGGAUUCGAAUUACGCCGCCCGAAGUGUACAGUGCGGAGAAAGUGAAAGUUAGCCGAAAGAAACCGACGAAAUUAUGAAACAGCUUGCGUUGUUAACCUUGACGCUGCUCUGCUUUGCGGCAGUGGCCCUCGGGCAACGUGUGGCCCCCGGAGUGAAUCCCGGCCAUUAUCAGCAGCAACCACCCCAGCAACAGUAUCAGCCACCCCCGCCGCAGUACAAUCAGCAUCCUCCCCAACAGCCGCAGCAGCACUAUCAGCAGCAACAGCAACAACAGCCUCAGUAUCAGCAGCCACAGGUUCCGGUUCAGCCGCAGUACCAACAGGCACCGGUUCCACAGCAACAGCAGCAACACCAGCAGCCUCCACAGGGCCAUGCCCCUCACCAUGGACAGCCGCAACAGGUGCUGAAUGCCAACAAUAUCCAACAGGAAAAAGCGCACAUUGCCGAGCACAUGGACGUGCCGAUCGACACGAGCAAAAUGAGCGAACAGGAGCUGCAGUUCCACUACUUCAAGAUGCACGACUCGGACAACAACAACAAGCUGGACGGAUGCGAGCUGAUCAAGUCGCUGAUCCAUUGGCACGAGGAAAGCAAAAACCAGGAACAGACCGGCCAGCCCGGCCACCAGGACAAAAUCUUCUCCAACGAUGAACUGUCGGCGCUGAUCGAUCCCAUUCUCAGCUCGGACGAUCACAACCGGGACGGGUUCAUCGACUAUCCGGAGUUUGUGCGGGCACAGCACAAGGCGGCCACUCAGGGAGCGCAGGGUGCACCCCAGCAGUAGUGAACUAGCGGCCGGUUGGCGUCACCCAGCCCCACCGCUCCCCCACUUCCCACCCCCGUCUCAAACUGCGAAUCGGGGGUCUGAAUCUCCGACCUUAACUGAUACUAUCGAGACCGAGCCAUAUGAGAUUUGUUACAAUUUGUGCUCUAUUUCUAUAUAAGUUGUUGGUAUUUUCUUGUGUUUUCGUACUCAGCUCUUACUACUUACGUCCAGUAUUUCGGAAAUGUUGAACAUUCCUGUGCUUUUGCAAUCGCACAAAAGUCUUUCUUUUCCUUUUUGGCGAAAUCUGACGCAAGAUGGUACUUUUCUAUUUUCCAAGUAGUUGUAGCUAUCUUUUCCCUUUGUUUCUCUUUUUCGCGAGAAUUCGCCGACAAAACGAGUUACAAUGAGAGCGUACCGUAGGCAUGUUAGUAGGAAUUAUAUUAAGAAUUACGAAAAAAACUGUAGUACUGUGAGGCAGGAGUAAGCAAAUCUACUUAACAAAUCAUUCGUAUGAGAGCAUUUGACUUUUGUGAGGACUGUAUUUUUGUAACAAAAUAAAACAAAAAAGGUGAGAACAUAUAUGAAUGCAAUUGUGUGCGAAUAUGAA